AUGUUACAGAGGCAGCUAUUUGCCCGCUCCGAGCGGGUAAAGGGGAUUGAUUUCCACCCUACUGAGCCAUGGAUCUUGACAACCUUGUACAGUGGUCAUGUCUACAUCUGGUCUUACGAAACACAGUCAAUUAUCAAAACAUUCGAACUCACCGAUGUCCCCGUUCGUGCCGGUCGAUUCAUUGCGCGGAAGAACUGGAUUGUCUGCGGCUCAGACGACUUCCAGCUCCGUGUGUACAAUUAUAACACCUCCGAGAAAAUCACCUCCUUCGAAGCACACCCGGAUUACAUCCGUUCCAUUGCUGUUCACCCCACCCAGCCGUUCGUGCUCACAGCCUCCGAUGACAUGACAAUCAAGCUUUGGGAUUGGGAGAAGGGCUGGAAGUGUGUGCAGAUCUUCGAAGGUCACAGCCACUAUGUGAUGGGCAUGGCCAUCAACCCUAAGGAUACCAACACUUUCGCUUCCGCAUGUUUGGAUCGGACUGUUAAGAUCUGGAAUCUCGGCUCCCCCCACGCCAACUUUACUCUCGAGGCACACGAAACGAAGGGUGUCAACCACGUCGAUUACUACCCCCAGGCUGAUAAGCCAUACCUCCUCACCACCUCCGACGACAAGACCGUCAAGGUCUGGGAUUACACCACGAAGGCUCUCAUUGCAACCCUCGAGGGACACACAAGCAAUGUCUCUUUUGCAUGCUACCACCCCGAAUUGCCCGUCAUCAUCUCAGGUUCUGAAGACGGUACCAUCAAGAUUUGGCAUGCCAACACCUACCGCCUGGAACAAUCAUUAAGCUAUGGUCUGGAGCGAGCAUGGUGUGUUUCAUACCAGCGGGGCCGGCAAGGCAUUGCCAUGGGUUUCGACGACGGUGCCGUGGUGGUGAAGAUGGGUCGGGAAGAGCCCGCUGUUUCCAUGGAUGGUUCUGGUAAACUCAUCUGGGCCCGACACAGCGAGGUUGUGUCUUCGGUGAUUAAGGGUGGUGAAGCUAGCAUCAAGGACGGCGAGCCUCUGAUGCUCCCAACGAAAGACCUCGGACAGUGCGAAGUGUACCCACAGACCCUUACGCACUCCCCCAACGGUCGAUUCGUCUCCGUUUGUGGUGAUGGAGAGUACAUCAUCUACACCGCAUUGGCGUGGAGAAACAAGGCUUUCGGACAAGCUCUCGACUUUGCCUGGGGUUCGAAGGAUAACAGCAACGACUAUGCUAUUCGCGAAUCAUCGACAAGUGUUAAGAUUUUCAAGAACUUCAAGGAGCAAAGUGCCGGUCUUGAUGUGGGCUUCCAGGCCGAGGGCCUGAGCGAUGGUGUUCUGCUUGGUGUCAAGGGACAGGGUGGUAUUGGCUUCUUCGAUUGGGAAACCGGUAGCCUUGUUCGGAGAAUUGAAGCUGAGCCCAAAUCCGUCUACUGGUCUGAAUCCGGUGAAUUGGUCACACUCGCCUGUGAGGAUGAUUUCUACGUUCUGCGCUUCUCGCGCGAAGAGUACAUUAAUGGUUUGAAUGCCGGUGAGGCGGACGAGGAUGGAGUGGAGGCAGCCUUCGAGUUGGUUGCUACCGUCAACGAGACAGUCCGGACUGGUCAAUGGGUUGGAGAUUGCUUCAUCUAUUCCAGUGCCACCAACCGCUUGAACUACCUUGUCGGUGACCAGACCUACACAAUCUCCCACUUUGAUCAACCAAUGUACGUUCUCGGCUACCUGCCCCGGGAUGGCCGUAUCUACCUUGCCGACAAGGAUGUGAAUGCGGUUUCCUUCGGCCUGUCUCUCAGCAUGGUCGAGUACCAAACCGUGGUCCUGCGUGGCGAUAUGGAUAUGGCAUCUGAGCUGCUCAAGGAUGUCCCUCAAGACCAGAUGAACAAGGUCGCCCGAUUCCUCGAGGGACAAGGAUAUAAGGAGAUGGCUCUGGAAGUCGCCACUGACCCCGAGCAUCGCUUUGAGCUGGCACUCGCGCUCAACGACCUCGAUACCGCACUCCUGAUCGCCCGCGAGGCUAACGUCGAGCACAAGUGGAAGAUCGUUGGUGACGCCGCCCUGGCCGGCUGGAACCUCACUCUUGCUCAAGAGUGCUUCACAAACGCCAAGGAUGUUGGCUCCUUACUUCUGCUGCACACUGCCAGCAGCAACCGUGAAGGUCUCAAGUCUCUAGCUGCUCAAGCGUCCGAGUCCGGGCUCCACAAUGUCGCCUUCUCCACCCUCUGGUCCCUGGGAGAUAUCGAUGGCUGCCUUGCCCUUCUCGUCCAGACCAACCGCAUCGCCGAAGCCGUUCUCUUUGCCCAAACCUACAAACCUUCGAGCGCACCCAAGCUUGUUGUUCAAUGGAAGGAAUCCCUCGAGCAAGCAAACAAGACCAAGGUUGCCCGCCUCAUCGGUGUGCCCCCCGGUGCUCCCGACGUCGCCUCUACGGACGAUGACCUAUUCCCUGAAUGGGAUGAAUACAUCCAACUAGAGAAGCAGGGCGUCGUCCCCGAGCCUCCCUCUUCCGAGUCCCUGAUCGAUGUCAACGCGGACGAGGAGCCGGCUAGCGCCACCAACGGUGAACCCGAACAAGAUGAGACCGAGGCGGCCCACGAAGCCGCAGUCGACGAGGCUGACGCGGCUGAAGCCGAGUAA
Penicillium olsonii is the source of this 2601-nucleotide messenger RNA. Lineage: Eukaryota; Fungi; Ascomycota; Eurotiomycetes; Eurotiales; Aspergillaceae. The record is from the annotation of a GenBank genome assembly.